AUGUCCUGCAAGGCUCUGGCUCUCUGCCUCCUGGGGCUCCUGACUAUUUCCUCUGCUUGCUACAUCCAGAACUGCCCCAUCGGGGGCAAACGAGCUGUGCUGGACAUGGACAUCAGGAAGUGCCUGCCCUGCGGCCCCCGGAACAAGGGCCACUGCUUCGGGCCCAACAUCUGCUGCGGCGAGGAGCUGGGCUGCUACAUCGGCACCUCGGAGGCGCUGCGCUGCCAGGAGGAAACCUUCCUGCCCACGCCCUGCGAGUCGGGACGCAAACCCUGCGGCUCCGGAGGGAGCUGCGCCGCCCCCGGCAUCUGCUGCAGCACCGAGGGCUGUGGCACUGACUCAUCCUGUGACCAGGAGCUGCUGUUGGUGUAG
Messenger RNA from Melospiza georgiana, 372 nucleotides. Its product is annotated as neurophysin 1-like. Gene Ontology annotation, cellular component: secretory granule; extracellular region. The record is from RefSeq and is a predicted model, not a curated record. The coding region runs from base 1 to 372 and encodes 123 amino acids. Gene Ontology annotation, molecular function: neurohypophyseal hormone activity. Lineage: Eukaryota; Metazoa; Chordata; Aves; Passeriformes; Passerellidae. The transcript is spliced from 3 exons.